This is a messenger RNA of Xylaria bambusicola, 1894 nucleotides long. RefSeq names its product riboflavin transporter MCH5. The coding region runs from base 287 to 1783 and encodes 498 amino acids. Lineage: Eukaryota; Fungi; Ascomycota; Sordariomycetes; Xylariales; Xylariaceae. The record is from RefSeq and is a predicted model, not a curated record. The transcript is spliced from 2 exons. Gene Ontology annotation, molecular function: transmembrane transporter activity. Gene Ontology annotation, cellular component: fungal-type vacuole membrane. Gene Ontology annotation, biological process: transmembrane transport.
CUUAGUAUAUGAAGAGCUGAAAGGACUAAUCAAGUCGUUCGUCUCCAUCUCGACUUAACAUUCCCGUUGUGAAUGACUUUCCCAUCUAUUAUAGUUGGGCCUUCUUGUUUCUAGAUACGAUAUCGUCAUCAAUAAUUCAGAAAGAAAAAGGUGUAUCGUGAAACAAUAAGAACUCUCAUUUGGACCUUCAUCAUUGAGUGAAAGUGAAGUGUUCGGCAUACUCCCGUAAUUCAGCCUCCGUUUGAUGAGAAAGUCCUGAUACAGCUACCGUUCCGAGCACGAACUCAUGGCUUCAGAUACGGACAAGAGGUCGACCUCUUCCACUACUCCGAGCUCCAGCGAUGGGGAGUUGCGGAUAGACAUUGAGAAGCAAGAGUCUAGGAAUGCUUCGAUACAUGGGCAGCCGCGGGCCCAGGGUGAGGCGGUAUCAAAGGGCAAAGAAGAAGACGAUCAAUGGGAGGUAGAGCCGGAGCCGGAUUUUAUCGACCCCAAUGCAAGCGGUGCUGUCGGCACGUUGGGGCGGGUGCUUAGCCGGAUCUCGACCAACGCGAGUCGGAACCCCGGACCACCGCCGGACGGAGGAAAGACAGCCUGGCUGAUGGCCUUCUGUGGACAUUUGGUCGUAAUGAACACAUGGGGUUACAUAAACUCAUUCGGUAUCUUCCAAACAUACUACGCGGACACUCUAGGGCGGCCUCCCUCCGAUAUCUCUUGGAUCGGCAGCAUAACGGUGUGGCUGACCUUCUUCAUUGGAGCUUUUUCGGGUCGUCUCGUUGAUGCUGGCUUUCUGCGACCCGUCCUGGUCGUCGGGGCUACCUUUCUCCUUCUCGGCAUCUUCACCACGUCUGCCGCUACACAAUACUGGCAAAUCCUCAUUGCUCAAGGUCUGACUACGGGGAUCGGGUGCGGGUUUCUGUUCUGCGCGGCAAUCACAACAGUCUCGACGUAUUUUAGCAAAAAACGCUCUUUCGCCAUCGGCAUCGCCGCAUCCGGCAGUGUCACAGGCGGUCUGGUCUUUCCCGCUAUGGCCCGCCAGCUUCUACCGCAGAUCGGGUUUGGGUGGACGAUCCGCUCCAUGGGUCUCGUCACGGUUGUUUCAAUGAUUGUCGUAGUAACGUGUAUGCGGUCGCGCGUUCCCCCGCGACGCACGGGCUCCCUAGUUGAAUUGGCCGCAUUUCGGGAGCUCGAGUAUACCUUUUACGCAUUUGGGACAUUUUUCAACUUCUGGGGCAUCUACUUCCCCGUAUACUACAUCAGCGCGUAUAGUCGCGAUCCUAAAUUUGUUCACCCCUCGCUCUCAUACGUUGAUUCCCUCAAUUUGGUCCUGAUUCUGAACGGCGUCAGUAUCGUCGGCCGGUUGCUGCCGAAUCACCUUGCUGACCGCUGGGGUCCUCUCAAUCUUCUUGGACCUUUCUCUUUAUUGGGUGGCAUUCUGAAUUUCGUAUGGAUGGUCAUCGAUACACCUGCAAAGGUAUACGUUUGGGCUGCGUUUUAUGGAAUCUCGGCAGGAGGUGUUCAGAGCUUGUUUCCGGCAGGAUGCAGCUCGUUGACGACGGAUCCGCGAAAGCAAGGGACCCGUAUAGGCAUGAUAUUCACAAUUGUCAGUUUCGCCACGCUGUCGGGAAAUCCAAUCUCUGGAGCCAUCAUUACUGCUAAUGGUGGAAGAUAUGUCGGUGCUCAAGCCUUUGCCGGAACCAUUUUGUUGCUCGGCACGGCCUUCAUAUUUGCAGCAAGGGUUGCAAGAAUGCGAAGAACAGGCUCAGGGUGGGCAGUGAAAAUUUGAAAGGCCGUGUGAGAUUUAGAGGCUCCAGGCUUCCCCUAUUGAGGUAGCGUACCAUUUCCGAUGGAAGAACGGAGCAUAAAAAGAGAUAGAUAUGUCUUAAUUGAUUAAUAC